Messenger RNA from Zingiber officinale, 4687 nucleotides. Its product is annotated as formin-like protein 6. The transcript has 17 exons. The coding region runs from base 334 to 4278 and encodes 1314 amino acids. The record is from RefSeq and is a predicted model, not a curated record. NCBI's taxonomy places the organism in Eukaryota, Viridiplantae, Streptophyta, Magnoliopsida, Zingiberales, Zingiberaceae.
GUCGUGGCAAACAUCUCGCCAGCCUGCGACGCUGGAGGGCAUUUAACAAACGAGAACAAACAGCGCCAACGUCUUCUCGCGGCGAUGACCUCUAAAGCUCCCAGAUAGUUGCUUCAUCUCUUCAACGGAUCGGUGUAUCCCCGAAGUUGACCUCUGUUUCUCAAUUUUGGCAACUGAAACUGCGGCAAUCUUUCGCCGGCAGAGAGCGGGGUUCGUUCGAAGUUGUGGAAUUGGUGUCUGAGUCGCUACUUCCUUGGCAACCUGCUGAUUGGUCCAGGGGAGCGCGUGAUUCUCAGCUUGGCUUCUAGGGUUUGAUUUGGUUGGUUUCCAGACAUGGCGCUAUUCAAGAGGUUCUUCUUCAGGAAGCCGCCCGAUGGGCUGCUUGAGAUCUCCGAGAGGGUCUACGUGUUUGAUCACUGCUUCUCAACUGAUGUUGGCGGGGAAGAGGAUUAUAAAGAAUACAUAGAAGCUAUCGCGAUGCAAUGCCGGAGUCAUUUUCCAGAUGGCUCGUUUAUGGUUUUUAAUUUCUGGGAUGGAGAGACUGAAAGCCAAAUAGCUAACAUCCUGUCUGAGUUUGAUAUGACUGUGAUGGAUUACCCUCAACAUUAUGAAGGAUGUCCAUUGCUUAAGAUGGGCAUGGUCCGCCAUUUCUUGAGGUCAUGUGAGAGUUGGCUCUGUUUAGGUCAGCGGAACCUCUUACUGAUGCACUGUGAGCGAGGAGGAUGGCCAGUUCUGGCUUUCAUGUUAGCUGCACUUUUGAUAUACCUAAAGCAGUAUUCAGGGGAGCAGAGAACAUUGGAUAUGGUCUACAAGCAGGCCCCUCAUGAGCUUCUGCAGUUUCUUUCACCCCUGAAUCCUGUCCCUUCUCAGCUAAGAUACUUACAGUAUGUUUCAAGGAGUGUUGCUUCAGAGUGGCCUCCACUUGAUAGAGCACUUACCUUGGACUGUAUUAUUCUCAGAAUGAUCCCAAUUUUUGAUUCAGAAGGUGGUUGCAGACCUAUAUUUCGAAUUUAUGGACAAGAUCCACUUUUCCUUUCUGAAAAGACAACGAAAGUUCUGUUUUCAACUCCAAAGAAGAGCAAACUGGUCCGACAUUACAAACAGGCAGAGUGUGAACUAGUAAAAAUUGGCAUAGGUUGCCACAUUCAAGGAGAUGUUGUAAUCGAGUGCAUUAGCUUGGACAAAGAUAUGGAACAAAAAGAAAUGAUGUUUACAGUUGUACUCAACACAGCUUUCAUCAGGUCAAAUAUCUUAAUGUUAAAUCGUGAUCAAAUUGAUAUCUUGUGGGGUGCAAAAGAUCGUUUCUCAAAAGAUUUCAGAGCUGAGGUUCUUCUUAAUGAUAUGGAUGUAGCUUCAUCACUUACAACUACAGAAUUGACAGAUAUUGAGGAUAAAGGACUUCCUGUGGAAGCAUUUUCUAAAGUGCAUGAGAUCUUCAGCCACUUGGAUUUGCUAGAAGAGAAGGAAGAUGCAGCACUUCAGAUUCUCCGACAGAUGGUAUCACCAAACUCAGAAGAGAAAUCAGAUAAAGUUACCCGAGAAAAAGUGGAAUCCCAUAGUCCACCACAGUCUUCUAACACUAAAAUGAUCUCAGAGAAGCUUCAGUCUAAUGACAAAAAUGAAGGUGAUGUAUCUGAAAGUGAAACUGCUAGAGCGAAGUUGACCUUUCCUUUGUCACAACGUUCUACUUCUGUUUCUGGACAAUCCGAAUCUUCUGAAACAUCAACGUCUCAACCACCAUCAUCUGAACCUGUUGAAAAAAUUGUGCACUCAGCACUGCUGCAACCGCCAUCACCCUCACCAGCAGCACCACCACUGCCACCACCACUUCCACCAUCUUUAGAGCUAUCGUUUUAUGCUAUCUCUAAGCAAAAAAAUGUGGCAAUUCCUCCUGUACCACCAUCACCAUCAAUACAAUCUCUUCAUGCUAUUAACAAUGUUUCACUUGCAUUAUCUCCAAUACCACUCCCAUCACAACCCCCAUCAAAAUUGGAACCACAUAGAAAAUCUCCAAUUCCGUCAUCGGCAAUUUCAAAAUCCCUUUUGCUCUUAUCACUGCAACCUCAAGAGAUAUCAGCUACUGAGUCAUUGACUUCUGUUGAUGUAUCUCUUCCUUCCCCUAGUUCAAACCUAUCACCCAACAUAUGUGAUAACCUUAAUGAUCUAUCCGAGAACCAUUUGCAACCUUUAGGAAACCCUUUAAACAAGUAUUCAUCUACUCUUCCUUGUCCUCACUCAGCUAUCAUUUCAUCUCCUCCACCUCCUCUGCCUUCACGUUUAGAUAUCUCCUCACCUCGACCUUUGCCUCCUCCAUAUUCCAUUAUCCCUUCAACUCCACCAAGAGUUAACCCCUCGUCUCCACUACAAGUUAUCCCCUCCCCUCCACCUUCAUGUAUAGUUGUCUCCUCACCUCCUCCACCACAGAUUCCAACACCUCCUCCUUCGUAUCUAGCUAUCUCCUCACCGCAGCUAGAUGUCCUACCAUCGUCUCCACUUCCUCCCCUUUUAUCUAUCAACUCACCUCCUUCACCACCGGUUAUUCCAACACCACCACCACCAUCUCCAUCUCCACCUCCACCUCCACCUCCACCUCCUCCAUGUUUAGCUGUCUCCUCACCUCCUCAGCUAGUUGUCCUAUCACCUCAUCUAUAUUCAACCAUCCCCUCACCUCCACCAUCAGCUAUGCCCUCACCUCCUCAGCCGACAACCAUCACAUUGGCCUCUCAUCCACCCCCAACAACUUCUCAUCCUACAUCACCUAUGGAGAAAACUAAAAUGACAAGCAUCAUGCCACCACCUCCACCACCAUUACUUCAUCUCAAAUCAAAGCAAUGUGAUGAAUCUUCUUCCUUGACAUUGGAACCUUUUUCACAUGCACCUCCUGCUACUUCUUCCUGUAUCAUGGUAGCUUCUCAGUCUAAUAACACUCAGUUUGUACCACCACCACCACCACCACCUAAUUCUUCUUGUAGCUCACUUACUAGCUUAUCAUUAGGAACCAAGAAAACUUUGACACGUGUCAAAAGUUCCAAGAGUGUUUACUCAGUCCAAUCAGCAUCAAGAAAGACAUCUCUUAAGCCAUUGCACUGGGUUAAAGUAACAAGAGUAAUGUCCGGAAGCUUAUGGGCCGAGACACAAAAAUCAGAUGAGCUCUCUAAGAUUCUAGAGAUUGACAUGUCCGAACUUGAGAGUUUGUUCCCUGCAGCAGUGCCAAACUCAAAACCUCGUGCCUCAGUGGGUGGAAAAUCUAACAAAAUCCAUCUAAUUGAUCUUAAGCGAGCAAAUAAUUGCGAAAUAAUGCUUACAAAAGUCAAGGUUCCAAUACAUGAUUUAAUGACUUUGAUGCUGGCACUUGAUGAGUCUAUUUUAGAUGUGGAUCAGGUCGACAAUCUGAUAAAGUUCUGUCCAACAAAAGAAGAAAUGGAGCUAUUGCAGGGCUACAAAGGAGAUAAAGAAAGCCUUGGGAAAUGCGAGCAGUUCUUUUUGGAGUUAAUGAAAGUACCAAGAGUGGAAUCCAAACUGCGAGUCUUUUACUUUAAGAUACAAUAUCGCUCCCAGGUUGCUGAUCUUCGAAUCAAUUUGAACACUAUAAACUCUGUUGCCAAAGAGAUUAGAGGUUCUGUUAAGCUGAAAAGGAUCAUGCAGGCAAUUCUUUCAUUGGGAAAUGCAUUAAACCAAGGAACUGCUAGAGGUUCUGCCAUUGGAUUUAGGUUGGAUAGCCUCCUGAAGCUUAGUGAUAUUUGUGCGCGCAACAAUAAAAUGACUCUACUGCAUUACCUAUGCAAGGUUCUUGAAGAGAAGCUUCCAGAAGUUCUUGAUUUUCACAAAAAUCUUGUUUUCUUAGAAGCUGCAUCAAAGUUAGAGUUCAAGAUUUUGGCUGAAGAAAUGCAGGCCAUUAGUAAAGGAGUGAAGAACGUUGAACAAGAAUUAAUAUCCUCUAACAAUGAUGACCCCCCUGUAUCAGAAACAUUUUGUGAGCAUUUGAAGAGGUUUCUCGUUGUUGCUGAAGCUGAAGUCAGAUCCCUUACUUCACUUUAUACUGCAGUCAAUAGAAAUGCAGAUGCAUUGGUUCAAUAUUUUGGUGAAGAUCCUGCACGUUGUUCGUUUGAGCAAGUCAUCUCUACACUUUUCAACUUCACAAGAAUGUUUGAGCGUGCACACGAGGAGAACUCCAAACAACAAGAGCUAGAAAGGAAAAGAGCCCAUAGAGAAGCAGAGCAAGCAAAGAUGAAGCUUGCCAUGCACAAGAACGAUAAAAAGACUCCGAACUCCAAAUAGGCAUUGCCACACCUUAUUUCUCUAAUACCCCAGAUUGACGACAAGAUCUACACUAGUCUCUAGUCUCGAUUGGAGUAAUGUUUAUCGACUUGAGACUUACAUUAUGCAGCAACAUAUUAUUCUGAAGAAAAAGAAAAGGAAUCCUACAACUCGUCAGGAAGCUAUUGAUUCAACAAGAUGGAAAGUGUAGAUAUGUUGCAAGAAGGUAAUCAAUUAUUGAUUGAUUUCAUGUUUUCGAAGAAUGUAUAUACUGUGCAUAAACUUUUUGUCCUUAAAGAGUAGGAUAACCAAUUUAGCUGGGCGUUUCUAUAGUUCCUGAAAGAAUAAUUUGAUGGGCCAUUAUAUGUUUUAUAAGCUCCCUCAUGUUAUAAAUCCUAAAAUAUUCAGUGAAAUUAUAGUGCAUUGAUCA